AGUUUGUUCUUUAAUAUCUGGCUACGUAUCCACAAGGAUUUUUAAUUAGAGCUAUACUAGUGUCUGUACUGUGCUCUUGAAAAUUUUAGACAAUGACAACCCUUAAGGACUUUUCCCUUUCAGAAGAUGACUUCCAGAGAUAUCCUCAUUUUCACAGGCCAGGACUCAACUUUGUUGAUAUAAACCCCCUGUUUAGAGAAACGGAAAAGUUUAAACAAACGAUAACUACUAUUGCUGAUCAUUUAAAGGAAAAGCAUGGUGAUAAUAUUGAGAUAUUGGCCCUUGUGGAUGCAAAAGGCUUCGUGGUAGGCGCUGCAGUGGCAUUAGAAAUGGGACUUCCAUUCGUACUUUUGAGAAAGGGAGAGAAACUUCCAGGUUCCCUUUUGUCUGUAUCUUAUGUUUACAAUUAUGGCAAGUCCCUUUUGGAAGCACAAGAUGAUGCCAUAAAACCUGGUCAAAAGGUCGUAAUCAUAGAUGAUGUUGUAGGUAGUGGUGGAACUAUGGAGGCAGCCUGCAAUCUAGUUAGAAAGAUGGAAGGAAAUAUUCUAGAGGCUGCCUGUGUCAUUGAACUUCCUAGCUUAAAUGGAAGAGCCAAAUUUGGUGAUGUUCCAUUAUUUAGUGUAGUACAACUCGGAAAACCUGAGUUAGAAAAGGAGUUAUAAUCUUUAAAAUGCUAAUUAACAUAUAAAUGACCUGAAAAGUUUUCAGGUAUAUGUAAGCACUAGUGAUACAUGCA
Molecule: messenger RNA, 736 nt
Organism: Theileria equi strain WA
Lineage: Eukaryota; Apicomplexa; Aconoidasida; Piroplasmida; Theileriidae
Product: Phosphoribosyl transferase domain containing protein
Exons: 1
Coding region: 93-662 (189 amino acids)
Biological process (GO): adenine salvage; AMP salvage
Cellular component (GO): cytoplasm
Molecular function (GO): adenine binding; AMP binding; adenine phosphoribosyltransferase activity
Source: RefSeq, a predicted model, not a curated record